Messenger RNA from Umbelopsis ramanniana AG, 839 nucleotides. RefSeq lists its product as uncharacterized. Gene Ontology annotation, cellular component: mitochondrion; nucleus. The transcript has 3 exons. Gene Ontology annotation, biological process: mitochondrion organization. Lineage: Eukaryota; Fungi; Mucoromycota; Umbelopsidomycetes; Umbelopsidales; Umbelopsidaceae. Bases 52 to 564 code for a protein of 170 amino acids. The record is from RefSeq and is a predicted model, not a curated record.
GCACCCCAGCGCUUGUAUCCUCCACCCUUUGUUUUUUCCUUCAAUUUCUAAAUGCCUCGCCAGACUCGACGAUCCGCACCUGCUCGUGCUCCUGCUCCUCAAACCCAGCAGACCCGUCAGGCACACACUGCGCCUGUUCGUCAGCAACCCGUUCAGCACCAAGCCCCACCUGCUCCUCAACAGCAUGCUAUGACUCCUGCUGCUCCUGCUCCAUCAGCCAUAGCUCACCCAGCCCCUCAGCAACCAGGUCUUUUUGCUCAAAUGGCCACUACAGCUGCUGGUGUAGCUGUCGGUUCAGCUGCCGGACACGCUAUCACUGCUGGCGUUUCUUCCAUGUUCGGUGGAGGUGGUUCUGAGGAACCGCAACAACCUCAACAACAGCAACAGCAAUACCAACAGCCACCUCAACAGGUCUUCCAACAACAGCCAACUGGUGCUGCUUCCUGUGAGGCCGAUGCCCAAGCCUUCACCAAGUGCCUUCAAACCAGUAACAAUGAUGUUACUGCUUGCCAAUGGUACCUCGACUCCCUUAAGGCAUGCCAACAAAUGGCUGCUAACUAUUAGACAAAAUAAAUAGAUUGCUUAAAUACACCUCUUUUUUUUUCUGUGGCUAAUUUGCAUCCAUUGUUGAUAGUUUAUCAUUAUGUUUUGCAAGCCCAACUCCAUAAAAAGAAUCCCACAGUAACAAACAGAAGACAUUCUUAAAGUUUGCGCUACGUACUACACUGCUCAAUGCCUUGACGUAUAAGAAAGGAAAAAUAAGAGCAUUCACAUCCUCUUUUGUUGGCCGUGAAAAUAUACAUUGGGCGAAUUUGUUAUGUUUUAUAUAAAAGCGAAAA